This is a messenger RNA of Zeugodacus cucurbitae (melon fly), 1582 nucleotides long. RefSeq lists its product as uncharacterized. Gene Ontology annotation, molecular function: glutathione transferase activity. NCBI's taxonomy places the organism in Eukaryota, Metazoa, Arthropoda, Insecta, Diptera, Tephritidae. Bases 167 to 1468 code for a protein of 433 amino acids. The record is from RefSeq and is a predicted model, not a curated record. The transcript has 4 exons. Gene Ontology annotation, biological process: glutathione metabolic process.
AAAUAUAUAUGGUACAUACCUUAUGUAUUAAUUUAUGCUCUCUCUAUUUGAUGUGUGGUACGGUAGUAGUGGAACCUUUAAAUAGACCACUAUUUGCGAAGCAUUUUCAGUUGUGAAUAGUUCCUAAAAGUGAAAGCAGUGGAAUCGAAGCAAAUUAUUAGUCGCCAUGGAUUUUUAUUACCUCAUCGAAUCUGCGCCCUGCCGUUCCAUUCUAAUGCUCGCUAAAACAUUGGGCCUGGAAUUGAAUCGCAAACUGUUGAGUUUGAAGAAUGGUGAGCAGUUGACGCCUGAAUUCCUGAAGAUCAAUCCGCAACACACCAUCCCCACUUUGGUGGACAAUGGUUAUUCGGUUUGGGAAUCACGUGUCAUACUCAUCUACCUGGCCGAGAAAUAUGGCAAAGACGAUUCGCUCUACCCAAAAUGCCCACAAAAGAGAGCUCUUGUUAACCAACGUCUAUUCUUCGAUCUCAGUUUGUAUGGAUUCUUCGCCGAUUACUACUAUCCCAUCGCUAGAGAUAAGCAGGCGCCAGUACCAGAGCGUUUGACCAAACUCGAAAGCCAAUUGGAGUUUUUGAACACAUUCUUGGAGGGACAAACAUAUGUGGCCAACAAUAGCUUGUCCAUUGCCGACUACACUCUGUAUGCCACGAUCUCGACGUUUGAGGCUGGCGGCAUUGAUUUGAGCAAAUUCCCAAAUAUUGUGCGAUGGAGUGAACAUCUCAGCAAAACGCUGCCCGGAGCAGAUGAGAAUAAAGAGGGCUGUGAAUUGUUAAAGAAAUAUUGGUACGCCGUUCAAGUUCAAGCACUUAGGCAUUUACCAAAACAACACAAUACAAAAAUGGAUUUCUACUACACUGCCGGUUCCUCACCCUGUCGCGCCGUCAUCAUGACCGCCAAAGCAGUCAAUGUCAACUUGAAUAAGAAGAAUCUGAAUCUUAUGGCCGGCGAGCAUUUGACACCAGAAUACCUGAAAAUCAAUCCCCAGCAUACCAUACCCACUUUGGUGGAUAACAGUUUCGCGCUCUGGGAGUCACGUGCCAUUAUGGUCUAUUUGGCUGAGAAAUAUGGCAAAGACGAUUCGCUGUACCCCAAGUGCCCGAAGAAGAAGGCCGUGAUCAAUCAGCGUUUGUACUUCGAUAUGGGUACACUGUAUAAGAGCUUCUCCGACUACUACUACCCGCAAUUGUUCGCCAAGGCACCGGCAGAUCCCGAGUUGUACAAGAAAAUCGAGGCGGCCUUCGCAUUGUUGGACACCUUCUUGGAGGGUCACAGCUAUGUUGCCGGCGACGCACUCAGCUUGGCUGACAUAGCGAUUGCUGCAACGGUCUCCACAUUCGAUGUGGCCGGCUUUGAUUUCAGCAAAUAUGCUAAUGUGGCUAAGUGGUAUGCUAAUGCCAAGCAGGUGGUGCCCGCCUUCGAUGAGAACUGGCAGGGUUGCUUGGAGUUCAAGGCGAAAUUCUUUCACUAAAUAUUCGUACUAAUCUAGUUUGUAGCUUGUUUGCACUGUGUGCUGUUCUUUUUUCUUUGCAAUUGAAAGACAAAUGUAUUAUCUGAAUAAAUAUGUAUUAUUUUUUUAAGAAUA